Molecule: messenger RNA, 1799 nt
Organism: Entelurus aequoreus (snake pipefish)
Lineage: Eukaryota; Metazoa; Chordata; Actinopteri; Syngnathiformes; Syngnathidae
Gene: sox3
Product: SRY-box transcription factor 3
Exons: 1
Coding region: 92-1054 (320 amino acids)
Biological process (GO): cell differentiation; regulation of DNA-templated transcription; anatomical structure morphogenesis
Molecular function (GO): DNA-binding transcription factor activity, RNA polymerase II-specific; RNA polymerase II cis-regulatory region sequence-specific DNA binding
Source: RefSeq, a predicted model, not a curated record
UUUCAUUUUUUUCCCUCUCCUCCACUUUUCAGUGAACUUUUUUCCCCCCGCUUUUGACUUUUUUUUUUUUUUUUUUUUUUCCCCCGCGAGAAUGUACAGCAUGAUGGAGACCGAGCUCAAGUCCCCUCUCCCGCCGCAGCCCAACUCGGGCCCCGGGGGCCCGGGCUCCAAGGGCGGCGGCGUGAGCGACCAGGAGCGCGUCAAGCGGCCCAUGAACGCCUUCAUGGUGUGGUCCCGCGGCCAGCGGCGCAAGAUGGCGCAGGAGAACCCCAAGAUGCACAACUCGGAGAUCAGCAAGCGGCUGGGCGCCGACUGGAAGCUGCUGACGGACGCCGAGAAGCGGCCCUUCAUCGACGAGGCCAAGCGGCUGCGCGCCAUGCACAUGAAGGAGCACCCGGACUACAAGUACCGCCCGCGCCGGAAGACCAAGACCUUGCUGAAGAAGGACAAGUACUCGCUGCCGGGCGGGCUGCUGGCCCCCGGCGGCAACGCGGGGCCCAACCCGGUGCAGGUGGGCCAGAGGAUGGACAGCUACGCGCACAUGAACGGCUGGAGCAACUACUCGCUGAUGCAGGAGCAGCUGGCCUACCCGCAGCAUCACGGCAUGAGCGGCCCGCAGAUCCAGCAGAUGCACCGCUACGAGAUGGCCGGCCUCCAGUACCCCAUGAUGUCCACGGCGCAGACCUACAUGAACGCGGCCUCCACGUACAGCAUGUCCCCGGCGGCGUACACGCAGCAGGCCGUCGCCGUCAGCGCCGCGGGCGGUGGAGGCGCAGGGGCGGGCGGCGGCGGCGGUGGUGGUGGCCCCGGGCACAUUAUGGGCCUGGGCUCCAUGUGCAAGACCGAGCCCAGCUCGCCGCCGCCCGCCAUCACGUCGCACUGCCAGCGGGCCAGCCUGGGGGACCUGAGGGACAUGAUCAGCAUGUACCUGCCCCCCGGCGGGGACAGCGCGGAGCACUCGGCCCUGCAAGGGAGCCGGUUACACAGCGUGCACCCGCACUACCAGAGCGCGGGGACGGGCGUCAACGGGACCCUACCUCUCACCCACAUCUAAAAAAAAAAAAACUUUUCAAAAUAAAAGAAAAAAAAAAAAAAGUACUUGGAUACUUGAACUUGGUUGCUUGUAAAGAAUUCCCACAAUAUCGCAAUAUGUCUUUCUCCUUUGCUCGGGACUGAAGACUGAAGUUCGAGUCCGGCAGAGUAAAUUAAAAAAAAAUGCAAUUGUGUUAUUGUGAAGAUGAGUUGAAGCAAUCAAAUUGGACUCCUGCAUAUUAAAUAUUGCCAUGUUCUCCUCUGUUGUGAAAAAGGGCAAGAGGCUGUUUAUUUCACAAGUCACGUUUACACUUCAUUUGUGUAAAGGCGAAGGGUAAAAUUGGACUCCUACAUAUUUAAAUAUUGCCAUGUUCUCCUCUGUUGUGAAAAGGGACAAGAGGCUGUUUAUUUCACAAGUCACGUUUACACUUCAUUUGUGUAAGGCGAAAGGUAAAAUUGGACUCCUGCAUAUUAAAUAUUGCCAUGUUCUCCUCUGUUGUGAAAAAGGGGCAAGAGGCUGUUUAUUUCACAAGUCACGUUUACACUUCAUUUGUGUAAAGGCGAAGGGUAAAAUUGGACUCCUACAUAUUUAAAUAUUGCCAUGUUCUCCUCUGUUGUGAAAAAGGGCAAGAGGCUGUUUAUUUCACAAGUCACGUUUACACUUCAUUUGUGUAAAGGCGAAGGGUAAAUUACAUAUUAAAUAUUGCCAUGUUCUCCUCUGUUGUGAAAAAGGGGCAAGAGGCUGUUUAUUUCACAAGUCACGUUUA